Molecule: messenger RNA, 2163 nt
Organism: Galendromus occidentalis (western predatory mite)
Lineage: Eukaryota; Metazoa; Arthropoda; Arachnida; Mesostigmata; Phytoseiidae
Gene: rdgC
Product: retinal degeneration C
Exons: 14
Coding region: 1-2022 (673 amino acids)
Biological process (GO): detection of stimulus involved in sensory perception
Molecular function (GO): manganese ion binding; iron ion binding; phosphoprotein phosphatase activity
Source: RefSeq, a predicted model, not a curated record
AUGGGCUGCACCGGAACAAAGCAUCUCUUCAUGAAGAAGGAAUGCAAAGCCCUUCAGAAGAAGGACGUAAUGGGCAGCGCUGAGAGAGCCAUGAAAGCCGCGCUCCUUAUUCAGAGAUGGUAUCGGAGAUACUUGGCGAGGCAGGAAAUCCGCAAACGAUGCUCUUGGAACAUCUUCCAAAGCCUGGAAUACGCCGGAGAACAGGAUCAGAUGAAGCUGCAAAACUUCUUCCACGAUCUCCUCACACAUCUGUCCAAUGUGAAGCCCUCCGUAGCUGCUGCCAUCUCCAAUAGUCCAGCUGCUUCGCUCAGAGGACUGGAGCCCCUGCCGAAAGAUCAGCUCCGCCUCGCCGCUGCCGAAGCCGAACUCUAUCGCAAUACUGACCCCGCUGAAAUUUUCGUCGAGGAGACUUACAGGGGAGCCGAGCUCAUUCCACCUUUCAAUACGGAACAUGUGAACCGUUUAAUCCAGUCUUUUAAAGAGCGUAGGACAUUGCACGCCAAGUACGUAUUGACGGUGAUACAUGAGGCUCGGCAUUAUCUCAAACAUUUGCCGAACAUUUCGGUAGCAUCGACCGCUUUCGCAAAGCAAAUCACAGUUGUAGGAGACCUUCACGGGAAGCUUGAUGAUCUGCUCACUGUGUUCUACAAGAACGGACUUCCUUCAAAAGACAAUCCGUACGUCUUCAAUGGUGAUUUUGUGGAUCGCGGAAUUCACUCUGUUGAAGUUCUUAUGCUUCUGCUUCUCUGCAUGCUCGUUUGGAAAGACUCAGUCUUCUUGAACCGAGGAAACCACGAGGAUUUUAACGUGAACCUGAGAUACGGCUUUUUGAAAGAGAUCAUGUAUAAGUAUACGCGACAAGCGCCUAAAAUCAUACAAGCCACGGAGGAUCUGUAUAGCUGGUUACCUUUCGCAACCUUGAUCGACAACAAGAUAUUCGUGGUUCACGGGGGAGUGUCGUCGACCACGGACCUUAAGACCAUCGCUGCCAUCGAUAGGCAUCAAUUCGCCACCGUUCUUCAGCCACCUGGACAACACUCCAACUACACGUAUAAGGAAUGGCGGCAGGUGGUCGAUCUACUGUGGUCGGAUCCGAGGUCGCUGAACGGAUGUCAACCAAACAACAUGCGGGGAGGGGGUUCAUUUUUCGGACCCGAUGUCACAGAGGCCUUCUUGAAGAAAUACGACCUCUCACUCAUUAUCAGAUCUCACGAAUGUAAAGUGGAUGGCUAUGAAUUCACCCAUAACAAGAAGGUGUUGACGAUGUUCUCCGCGUCCAACUACUACGACGUUGGGAGCAACCGAGGAGCGUACGUGAGACUCGACGGUCCCACCCUAAAUCCCCACAUCGUCAUGUACGUGAGCACCGCUCAAACUCGGAAGGCGACCAUUCAGCAGAGGAGCGGUUUAAUGGAACAUAGCGCGUUGCGGGAGCUGAAACACCAUAUAUUCGCCUGUCAAUCCCUUCUCAAGAAAGAGUUCUUGCUGAUCGAUCCCUCAAAUUCCGGCACUGUGAAAAUAAGCGACUGGUGCAAUAUCAUGGAGCGGACUGUUGGCCUGAAGGUGACCUGGAGGAUGCUCUGUCCCAAGAUCGCGCAGGUUGACCAUCAGAAGGGCCUGGUCCACUAUGAGAGCACCUUCGACGAGUACUACAUGACCAAUGCGCUCGCACAAAACGGGCCUUCCUUCCUUGAGAGUCUCUACCGAAACAAAGAGGCCUUGGAAACCAUCUUUCGGAUCAUGGAUAAAGAUGGCUCCGGCCUCAUCUCCAUGCAAGAGUUUCAAGAUGCGUGCGAUCUUCUCGGACAACACGCGGAGCAACCCAUGAGCAAAGACCAGAUAGAGCAGCUGGCCAAAUCAAUUGACAUCAAUAAAGACGGCUUCAUAGACUUCAAUGAAUUUCUCGAAGCUUUCCGGCUUGCCGACAAGACGCCUUCGCUCGAAGAGAAAUCACCGGAACAGGAAGACUAUGCAACAUUCGAUCAGAAUCUCGACCAGGACGUGGAGAUUACCAGGUUAUAGAUUAGACAAAGCUGGUAUAUUUAUACGUCCAAGUGCUAUUGAAUCACGCCGAGUUUCUGGAUGAAUUCUCACAAAUCCAACCAGUGCAUAAUUGUGAUCAUGGUAGAACGGACUCGGAUGAGCUUGAGAUCCAUCCUCGAG